AUGCCAGCAGCGUUACGGAAACCGCGAUUUAUGCCAUUACGUGCCACGUUGACUGUCCUUGACGAGUUGUCUGAGGAGGUUGCGGUGAUGUCGCAGGAUUUGUGGGAUGAGAUGUAUCGACCGGAGGAGAUCUCUCGGGGGUAUUGCUACGUCGCCGUUGAGGUUAAUAUCUACGAUUCGAAAGAAUAUUGCGUGCUCAGGGCUGAUCUUAAUCCGUCACUGCCAUUUGGCACUGUCGCUAUUGGGAGCAAGGUCGGCGACUGGACGGAUGGAACGGUGGUGAAGGUACAGUCCACUAGACCUGUGGAGCUGACAAAUGUGAUCCUUUCGACAGAUCCAGUGUUUUAUGAUGCGAUUGUUGAGAAUAAAGUGGGGUUGGCGGAGUGGAUCCGGAGGUCAGGGAGGAUCAUCCGAACAGGUACGAAGUUGCAGCUCGAUGUGGAAGGAGGAAACACGGCUCUCCAUUUACGAUUAUGCGAACCUGUGGUACAAGGAGUCAUUGGCGCGGAGACUGAGCUUGUGAUUGCUCGAGGGGCCAGUUCAAAUGAGGUUGGGGAGGAGGAUGUGGAUGAGCUGGUGGGUGAGCUGGACAAGUCUCGGUUCUUCGGACUGGAAGGUUCGCAUACAAGUCUGACUUCGAGUUUGCAUUUCUCCGUGCCAACACAAUCAAAAGCGUUGCUACCGUCCUUGCAGGCUCACGUCUUGACAAGACCCGUACGGGUUGAGCGACUUCAGGGACAGCACAUCUCAGAGGACGAAGAUAAGGAGGUGUGGGUCUUGCUGAAUUCGGAAGCCAUGUGUUCUUUGGGACUUUUCAGUGAGGACCUAUGCUGGGUUUCUAACGGAGCUGACGUACCCAAGCGGCUCGUCCGGGUAUUCGCCGGUGAUGAAAGUGACGAUGGCGUACGUCUAUCUCCAGUGUUAUGGCACAAUAUGGGAUCACCAGCUCAGCUCGUCUUCACACCUCUCUCUCCUUCUGAGAAGAGGAAGCAGGCCCUCCUCAAAGUCGCUGACGCAAUCAACAUAUACAAGAUCCCCACCCCGACAUCCACGGACCGCGAACUCCAACCAGCUGUUCUCAGUGCACUGAAAUCCCAUUUCUCCAACAUGAAACGAGUGAUGCGAAGUGGCGAUAUCUUCGGCGUCGGGAUUGACGAGGAGACUGCUCGUGCGUUAUACGUCCCGCCUUCUCCCGACGCAGAUGAGGACGAUGGUGAGGAUCUGGAACUGUUGAGUGGACGAAAAACGGCGGCAGUCUGGUUUAUGGUCGAGAUCGAGGGUGAAAUGAAGGAUGCGGAGGUCAUUGUCGAUCCAAAAACGACAAGGAUGACACAAGUCGGCUCAAAACAACUUACCAUACCGAAGCUAUCGAGCGGAUGGCCGACAUAUCUUGGCCUAUCAACAACCCUACCAGCAUCGCCACCCUCCUCCACCCCCGCCACGGAUCUGCCCCCAGCCUACCCCCGCCUAAAAGCCCUGCUCACCGCCGCCCUAUCCCCGCGUGCCCGCAAACUUCCUAUAAGCACAAUUCUCCUCUACGGCGCCCGCGCCGUUGGGAAAUCCACACUCGCGCACUGGGCCGCGGGAGAACUUGGUAUCCACGUCUUCGAGAUAAACGCGUACGAGAUCGUUGGUGAGACGAGUGCAAAAACGGAGGCGUAUUUGAGGGCCAGGAUUGAGAGAGCUGGGGCGUAUGCGCCUUGCCUCAUCCUCUUGCGGCAUGUCGAGGCGUUGGGGAGGAAGAAGUCUGACAACGAGAAUGGGGAAAGCUUUGGGAGAGAGAUUAUUGCUGAGGCACUGGAAGAGGCGAGAAAACUUGCCGGUGAAUUCGGCGUUGCGCUUGUUGGUACAACCUCUGAGAAGGAGAAGGUUGGGGAGGGUGUCGUGGCGGCGUUUCGGCAUGAGAUUGAGGUUGGGGCGCCAAGCGAGGGGGAGAGGUUGUGUAUCUUGGAGACGCUGGUUGAGAGGGGCGGCGUGAGGGUUAGUCCGGAUGUUGAGUUGAGGAGUCUGGCGGUCAAGAGCGCUGCGCUUGUUGCGGGUGAUUUGGUAGAUGUUGUACGGCGAGCAGAAAUGGUCGCCGAUACCCGGAUCGAGAACUUCAUCUCCAGCUCUGGACAAGCUAUAUCGGCGAAGGAUGUGCAGGUUGCUGGGAGGUGGGUAACUGCGGCAGAUUUCGAGGCGGCAAUGACGGAGGCGAGAAAGGCGUAUUCGGACUCCAUCGGUGCGCCGAAGAUCCCGAACGUAACAUGGGAUGAUGUCGGUGGGUUGGCGAGUGUGAAGGAUGAUAUCAUGGACACGAUCCAACUUCCUCUGGAUCACCCCGAACUGUUCGCUUCGGGGAUGAAGAAGCGUUCGGGUAUCCUCUUCUAUGGUCCCCCGGGUACGGGUAAGACUUUACUCGCCAAAGCUGUCGCAACUAGUUUCUCUCUCAACUUCUUCAGUGUCAAGGGUCCGGAGUUGCUGAACAUGUACAUCGGUGAAUCCGAAGCAAAUGUCCGCCGUGUCUUCCAGCGAGCUCGAGAAGCGAGGCCUUGUGUGGUGUUCUUCGAUGAACUGGAUUCCGUAGCGCCGAAGAGGGGUAAUCAGGGUGACAGUGGAGGUGUGAUGGAUCGAAUUGUGAGUCAAUUGCUUGCAGAGUUGGAUGGUAUGAGUGGUGGGGGAAGUGGAGAUGUCUUUGUUAUUGGAGCUACGAACAGGCCAGAUUUGCUUGAUCCAGCUUUGUUGAGACCGGGACGAUUCGACAAAAUGGUGUAUCUCGGAGUCAGUAAUACGCAUGAGCAGCAGCUGAACAUCUUGCAAGCAUUGACACGAAAGUUCCGCCUUUCGCCACCCCUCGACCUUGCGAACAUCGCCAAUGCCUGUCCUUUUACCUACACCGGAGCCGAUUUCUACGCCCUGUGUUCUGAUGCCAUGCUGAAGGCCAUGACACGACAAGCGGCCGCCGUGGAUCGGAAGGUCAAGUCCUACGUCCCUCCCAUUUCAACACACUAUUUCUUCGAUCACCUGGCGACUGAGGAGGAUACUGAAGUUGUCGUUACAGAAGAGGAUUUCAAAGAUGCGAUGAAUGAGUUGGUCCCGAGUGUUAGUGAGAAGGAGUUGGCUCAUUUCAAGGAGAUUCAGAGCAAGUUUAGCAUGAAGAAAGAGGAGAAGAAGGACAAAGGAAAGGGUAAGGCCGUUGAGGACGAUGUGGUGCAUAAUGGGAAUGGAGCGGAGCCGUAUACGUAGGUUGGGAAGGAGGUGGUGGAAGUCGAUGAGGCAGCGAAUAACAUGGACCAAGAGGAAGGACGGGGCUCAAUAGGCAAGGUGGACAGGAAAGGAAAAGGGAACGAAAGAGCAUUCUAGCAUCAUACAAUAUACUGAGUCACCC
Messenger RNA from Saitoella complicata NRRL Y-17804, 3367 nucleotides. RefSeq names its product AAA-domain-containing protein. Lineage: Eukaryota; Fungi; Ascomycota; Saitoellomycetes; Saitoellales; Saitoellaceae. Gene Ontology annotation, cellular component: cytosol; peroxisomal membrane. The record is from RefSeq and is a predicted model, not a curated record. Gene Ontology annotation, biological process: protein import into peroxisome matrix. The transcript is spliced from 3 exons. Gene Ontology annotation, molecular function: ATP binding; ATP hydrolysis activity. Bases 1 to 3225 code for a protein of 1074 amino acids.